CGCUUGGUCGCACGAGGGCGGUAGUAGUAGCGUAACAACCAUAGAGAGCGUGCUCAUUCGUCCGUACGCCGUCCUACCGUACGGACGAGUCAGAAUAAUGGUUCGUUCGCGUUACAUUAGUUUGGCACCGUUGUCGCUGCCGUUGCCGCUGCCGUUGCCGUUGCCGUUGCCGCUCUUCGUGACAAACUUGACGGUCCUCGCGUGUCCGCUGGUGUACGCUCACACGACGCUCUCUUUACAAACUCUUGCAAAAGAUAAAUAGACUAACGAGAAAAAGAGGGAUAAAGAGAAGAAGAAGAAGGAGCGAAGGGGAAAGGAGGAAAAAGAAGCGUGAGGAAGCUCGAUCUCUUGGACGAAUUGUGUGUCCGGAAAUGUGACGAGUCAAUGCGAAACCGGUCGAGCCGAGUCGAGCCGAGCCGGUAACAUCGUCCUCCAAACGAAGAAGGGAGGGAAACUGAGGUGGAUUAUUACGGCACUGACGGUGUGGUACCAUGGACCUCGUCGUUCAUGGAUGUCUUCGAUCAAAGCCUGGAACGUCACGGGUCCGCCAAGCCGGCCGGUGGUUCGAGCAUGAUCGAGAAGACGGAUUGUGAUCCCGUGGAUUGUGAGAUGGAGGUCGCGCGGGAGAUCCAAGGAGGCCUAGUAGAAGCAACGCGUACGAUUACGGAGAAGCAAGAGAAGGAAACUUAUGAAAAGAACGAAGAUGGUACAACAACAUCAUCAUCAUCAACAACAACAACAACUUGCAGCGAAUCGAGCGGCUGCAUUCUUUUGGACAAAUUCGUUCCCGAAUGUUUUCGAGAAGAAGAAGAACGUAUGCAGGUCGAUGAGAAUGUCGAGACCCAAUCGAAGACGACCGUUGACGUCUUUUCGGGUUCUUCGUCAUCGUCAUCGCCGUCGCCAUUGUCCUCGCCAUCAUCUUCGUCUUCUUCGUCGUUGUCAAGAAAGAGACCAGCCGGUAGCGACUUUCUGUCGAUCGAUACAGAUGCCAAGAGAAUCGGCGUGGAGAUGUCCGAGGAAGAAACGAAUCAAUUGAAAAACGACGUCAAAAGACUUUCGCCCGUUGAGAUAAGCCUUCGAGAACGUACACUAGGUGAGAUCUCAUUGACUCCGGAAUCACGGUUGUUUUGCGAAGACGUCAACAACGUCACGUCGGAGAAUUUAUCAUCGUCCAAUGUUUCUCGAAUGAUACGUCAUAGGCAAACUAUGAUUAAUGAUUUGGUCGAUGCUAAUGAAGAUAGUACGAAGACACGAUCAAAGUCUAAGAUCUAUAAAACGGACGAGACGAUUGAAAACGACGAAUGUACUAGAAGCGUCGAAAUCACGGAGAACGUCGAAUGUAAAUUGCAUAAGGAUAACACGGACGACGGCGUUGAUAAUGACGAUAAUGAUGAUGAUAAUGGUGAUGAUGAUAAUGGUAAUGAUGAUGAAAAUUCCUGUUGCUCAACGUCGUUCCGUGAGAAUGACAUUCUCCCUUGUGAAGACGGAGUCGUUGACGAUUCCAAAGCCGAUACGUCCGUCGUCAUGAAGUCGGAGAAAGAAGAAGGUACAGAUUCUCUGCGUCAGUUGGUUGUCAUGCUGAAUCGUGUGGACGAAGAGAUCAAAGAUAAGUCGGAUCCUAAGGAAUGCAAAAACAAUGUUCUUAGUGCGAUGAGACCGAGAAAGAUUCCUCGAGAAGACGGCGGUACGACUGCGAAGGACAAUGUAUACGAAACGAUGCUAAAGACUAAUUUGUCGCCUCGUAAACUGAUCGUAGUGCUAAAUCGUAUAGACAUGAAGGAAGGUGCUAAAAAGGAGAAAGGAAAUGUUGACCGAUGCGUUGAUAGCAAUAUAGUCGAAUCUACGGCAGAUUGUCGAACAAAAAUUGAUAGUACGAUGCAAAAAAUAUCUACUCGUUCUUCCGUGCAAAAGCUUUUAGACAUGAACAAUAUUGUAAGUUCGAAGGAUGGAUACACGGAAGAAAGUAACAAAAACGAUUCGCUUUUACUCGAUAGUUAUCCGGUCGUAUUGUCUGGUAUAGAGAAGGAAAAUAGCGUUGACGAUGUAAGCAAUUUGCGGCAAGCCGAGUUAAACGAGGAAGUCGAAAUCGUAGGUUCGGAAACGCAAAGGGCACUCUCCCCGACAGUGUCCAUUGUGGCUAAGUAUGAUGAUCCAAUUUCGUUGGACUCGAAUGGAAUAGCUUUCGAUGAAGCCACACGUUAUUCGAUAAGAAAUAAAACGAAAAUGAUCACCGAGGAGGAGGAGGAGCAGGAGGAGGAGGAAGAAGAAGAGGAGGAGGAGGAGGAGGAGGAUGAUGAGCUCGGCGAGGAGGAAGAGUUACGAGUUGAGAAAAAUGUUGCGAGGAGAAGUAGCGUGUUACAGAAAUUAAAUAAAGAAGAAGUGCCUAGCGGUGGGGCGGUAGUGAUCGAGAAACUCAAAGAGGAGGAGGAAGUCGUUUUGGCGACGUCGUCGACUAUGCCGAACGAAGAUGACGAUCAUUUGCGAAAUCUUGACUCGUCUGAUUUGGAUUCGUCCGAGACAACAACGCCAGGUUCACCUGGAGAAGCGCUGGAAGCUUCUGCCGAUGUCCAAGAAGCGAUUGAUACCGAGACAGAAACCGAGACUGGUUCCGACAGUUCCGAGAUGCCAACGUCCAUUGUUCGUAUUCGCGGCACCAGCUGCGAAGGAGAAGACAUCGCCGAUGCAGCGAAUAAUUGCCCCGAGAAUGAGACUCUCUGUUGCGACGAGAUAGCGUCCGAGAUGAUAACCAGGCUCGAGCCAGAAAAACCAGAACCUUUCACCGAGGAUUCCGCAGAGAGUUUAGCGUUGACGACUGGUGCAAGAGACGAGGUUAGAUCCGACGGGAGCGAUUCUGGUCUUGGAAGCGAAAUACCUGGAGAUCCUGGACCAGCACCAGCUCCAGAGAGCGAUUCCGAGACGUCUUUUCUUGACAGAAUACCGGAUGAUAUUCUUUCCGACAAGGAAAAAGCUGUGAACCAACUAGAGGAGAGCUUUGUACCGGAAACGAGUGUCCCUGGGGCAUCGCAGGCUACGUUAGCGACGUUCCGAAAUCCUCCGAAAAGCAAUCUUAAACGUAGACUGACUGAUUGUAUGGAAGGAGAACCGAGCCCUAAAAGAAGCAAUACUACCGAGGAGCCUAUGAAGAAGAAACGAAACAUCCAUUUUGAUGCCGUUACUGUUUAUUAUUUUCCUCGAGCGCAAGGUUUCACUUGUGUUCCUUCGCAAGGUGGUAGUACUCUAGGCAUGAGCGCGACUCAUACGCACGCCGAAAGGUUUUCUCUUUCCGAACAUGCGGCCGAGCAAAGGAGAUUGCAUCGGGCUAGAUUGGCGCAGCUACGUUCAGAACGUGCAGCAAAUUGCGCGACGGAAGCUGCUUCGAGUUCGGAAGAUCCGAGCGACGAUACCGAUGAAGAACCCAGCGACAACGAGGAGCUCGACAUCGAUAGUUAUUAUUUUCUACAGCCUGUACCAACGUGGCAGAGACGUGCGCUUCUUCGUGCGGCCGGUGUACGUAGGAUAGAUGCCGUUGAGAAGGACGAAUGUCGAGAUAUCCGCGCGAGUCGAGAACACUGCGGCUGUGGAUGCAAGGGAUACUGCGAUCCGGAGAGUUGUCCUUGUAGCAGAGCGAACGUCAAGUGCCAGGUCGAUCGCGCCGGUUUCCCUUGCGGUUGUACCCGGGAUGGUUGUGCCAACAGCUCCGGUAGGAUAGAAUUUAAUCCGGUACGAGUGCGAACACACUUCAUACACACGUUGAUGCGGCUCGAGUUAGAGAAGAAGCAACGCGAUGAAGAAGGAACUGAUCACGAGGGCACCGACAAUCAGAAUAAUAAAAGCGGACCAUUGCGAGAUAUCAAUUUGGGCUCCCUAAUAGACAAUUCUAAUACGGAAGCGUGUAUAACUGGUGGUGGUUUUACAACGUUACAUUAUGAAAAUCAUGAUGCCGGCAAUGGUAGUUCGAAUUGUCAACCAGAAGUACCUGGUACGCGAGAAGAUAGUUUAGAUCUUUAUGCUAUAAGAGACGAUUGUUAUCCGAACGAAGACACGGUCGAUGGUACGCAAGGUGGCCAAAGAAAAUUGCAUCCCGAAUUUAGUCAAGCUUUUCAAACAUUUUCGGGCCAAACAGCAGGUGCAAAUAUGAAUUUUCAACAGACCGCUUAUCAGGAUUAUCAGGCUUAUACAAAUCUUCCUUCCACGUCUAGGGUUCAAUUUCAGCCGCAAUUUCAACCAGUGCCCGGAAGCUCAGGUUUCUCGCAUUACGCGGUCUAUGGGCAAGAUGGCACAUCUGUGCAGGACAGUUGCCAGGUACAUCCUGGGCAACAUUCUUCCAAUUACGAGGCUAGCUUCGCGCAAGACGAAUCGACCGGAUCGCAAUAUACAAAUUUGAAUUCUGUGCAGCCGAUGAACGGUGGAGUUCAGCAGAUAGGUAAGCUAGAACCGUUCUCGGAAUUGCUAUCCGGUAGGUAUUCGUAUUAUGGCGAGAUAGAGCCGCAAGCGCAUGGUACUUAUCAUGGAAACGCAAAUAAAGAAGGAGAAAAGGAUCAAACUACGAACGAGCAACAAUCGGAAAGUACGGAGGAAUGCGAUGAAAAUUUUGGAGAGAUCAUUAAAAAAUCUAUGGUGGAGACGGUAUCCGCUUAGAUUGAAUCGUCUUGGUUAAUACGACGAGUAGUGGUGGGUGUCGUCCAACGGCGAUACGAUGAUGCACGUCCUUGUCUCGUGUGUUGCGACAUUUGCAUCUUGAUGAUUUUAUAUAUAUAUAUAUAUAUAUAUAUAUAUAUAUAUACACAUAUAUAUACACAUAUAUAAUUGUCAAGAGUUUAAUAAUCCGUCGAUGAGUUUCGAUUCGAUCGAAGAAACUUUCUCGAUAGAGAGGAAGAAGGAUGUUGGAACUUUGAUAGUUCCGUUACUUCUGUGCGAUUAGAUAAAUCCGAUUUUAUUGUUGUUCGUGAUUUUUCGAAAGAACGAUAUUCUUUCGUUAAGAAUCACUGGCGAUGUACGAUGAGUCCCAUGGAUAUCGUUAGAAAAAAUAUUGCGGCUACAUAUGCGUCCGCCCGGGAUGGAAAUCUUGGAACGUCCUUCUUGAAUAGUUUAUAUCGAAACUUCCCUCACUCACACCACCCUACCUCGCACUCAACCCCUGGAGCUUCUUCGAAGUCGAGAGAAAGAAUGAUAGACACAUCGGAAGAAGUAUGAUGUCGAAGAAUGCUAAAAGAAAAUCGGGGUCGUGCGAAUUCGCCGAAGGAUUAUUCAAAAGGAAGGUCUCCGUCGAAAAUCUUUGUGGAGGGCAGACUCCUUUGAAAAAAAAAAAAAAAAUAAUAAAAAAAUAAAGAUAAUAAUAAAAGAAGAAAAAAAAAGAAAUGAGAAAGAUAAAAAAAAGAAAGAAAGAAUGAAAGAAAGAAAGAAAGAAAGAAAGAAAGAAAGAAAGGAAGGAAAAAGGAAGGAAAGAAAAAAAACAGGAACGAAAAACAAAUAUAUAUGUAUAUAUAUAUAUGAAGAAAAUGGCGGGUAUGCUACCAAAGUGACAGUAGGUAAUCAACGUGGUUGUGACCAAGAAACAACAUGGGAUCAGCUUAGAAAUGCGGUUUAUAAUAACUAGCGUUAUAAAAAUACUUGUAAACACGUAGCUCAGAACGGAUCGUAUGUCUCUUUUUAAAAGGGAUACUUUGGAUUAUAUAAGAAAAAAAUGCAAAGUGACGAAUAGAUGAAUAAUUUUUUGUUUGUUUGUUUGUUUGUUUGUUUGUUCAUUCGUUUGUUAUAUUUCUCGAUCGUAUUAAAAAAAAAAACACAAAUUGGAUUUUACCAAUUUAUAAAAAUGAUAUGAAAAAUAUGCGCGUAUUCGCAUCCUCGGUUACACACGAAUAAUACGACACGUGAGCGAUUGUGAUAUACUCGUGCGUAUGAUGCAGUUUUGCGCACACACAAAGGUCAUAGGUUAUAAGAAAUAUAUUAUCGCGGAACUUUUAUAUAUGGGAUCGAGAGAGAUCGCAUUUGAAAAAUGGUCUUUUCGAUCGUCGAUUUACACCUGUUCUUCGGUAAUAGAAGAUAUAUACAUCUUUCUUGUACCGUGUCCACGUUUAUUAAAUGAAAAGCACAAAUGUUUGAAAAUAAUACGAACGGCCAUUUAUAAUAACGUCGAGAAGAAAGAGCGCAUGGUGCUGACGUAAAACGACACGCGCAUGUCGUUUGCAAAAAGUUAAGCGUUAACAUUUAAACUCUAAUCGAAUUUUGUUCUCUCGUCGUACCUCAUUUGAAAUUGCAAUUUUCUUUUGUUUUGCGCCUCAUAUUUAUAAAAAAAAAAAAAAAAGAAAGAAAGAAAAAAAAUUCUCAUGGAGAACGAAGGCCUUGGAAUACAAUGUUACUCCUCCGACAAAUAUGAAACGAUUUCAUGGUUAAAACGUUAAAAAAAAAAAAAAAAAAAAAAAAACAGAACAGAAAAGAAAAGAAAAAAGAAAAUGCAAUGAAACUCUUGCUAUAUUAUACAUUGUCCUUUUCUUCUCUCUUUUUUUUCUUUUUUUUUUUUCUUUUUUCUUUUUCUUUUUUUCUUGCGGCACAUGUCACAUGUAUUCUUAAUCACCCAGUAGAUUUUCUGACACAGACCUUUUCAGCAUCCCGGGACGUUGAUCGCUAAUACCCACAAUUAAUUCAAAUAAUUCUACAUAAGAAAACAAUGAUAUAUGAGGAUUAGUAUUAAAUUUAUACAUACUUAUUGUGUGGACGUGUCAACUCCCAAACUCCUUCUAUUAAGAAUUUUCCUUUAUUCCUACCCUCAUUCUUUAUAUGUUUCUUCUCAUUGAUCGGUGCCUAAACGAUUAAUAUAAUUCGUGUAUUUUGCACGAGCGUUUUUAAAAAAAAGAAAAUGAAAAAGAAAAAAGUCCGUCAUUGAAAAAGACGUGUAUUUAUAAAGAAGGAGAAGCGAGAAACGUCGUCGUUUAUACGCGUUAUGUGGGAUGUGACACUUCCGUAUGGCAUAUAAAUAUACAUAUAAGCACGUAUGUAAGUAACUUUUAGAUUAUUUGAGUAAAAAAAAAAAAAAGGCAUACAUAGUUGAUAGCGUUUUAUUAAAUGUUGUGAAAAAGUC
Vespula pensylvanica (western yellowjacket) is the source of this 7078-nucleotide messenger RNA. RefSeq names its product probable GPI-anchored adhesin-like protein PGA55 (gene Axud1). The coding region runs from base 508 to 4638 and encodes 1376 amino acids. The transcript is spliced from 7 exons. The record is from RefSeq and is a predicted model, not a curated record. Gene Ontology annotation, biological process: regulation of transcription by RNA polymerase II. Gene Ontology annotation, molecular function: DNA-binding transcription factor activity, RNA polymerase II-specific; sequence-specific DNA binding. NCBI's taxonomy places the organism in Eukaryota, Metazoa, Arthropoda, Insecta, Hymenoptera, Vespidae. Gene Ontology annotation, cellular component: nucleus.